AAAACCAAAUUCAAAACACGCUAGCUCCUACUCCUCCCCCCCUUUCCAUGGCUGUGAAUAAUACAACAGCGAGCAGAAAAGAAAUGGAUCGGAUCAAAGGUCCGUGGAGUCCUGAGGAGGAUGAUUUGCUCCAGAGGUUGGUCCAGAAGCACGGUCCCAGGAACUGGUCCUUGAUUAGCAAAUCGAUUCCUGGCCGAUCCGGAAAGUCGUGCAGGUUGCGCUGGUGUAACCAGCUUUCGCCGCAGGUGGAGCACCGUGCGUUUACUCCGGAAGAGGAUGAGACCAUAAUCCGAGCACAUGUGCGUUUCGGGAACAAGUGGGCGACAAUCGCUCGACUUCUCAACGGCCGCACCGACAACGCCGUGAAAAACCACUGGAACUCGACUCUUAAGCGGAAGUGCUACUCGACGGGGGAGGAUGGGAAUUUUGGAAGCGGCGUGGGAUAUGAUGGUAAUUUGAUGGGGGAGCACCAGCAGCCGUUGAAGAGAUCGGUGAGCGCGGGCUCUGGUUGCCCUGUGUCCACUGGGCUGCACAUGAGCCCAGGUAGCCCAUCAGGGUCCGAUGUGAGCGAUUCUAGUGUCCCAGUUUUGUCUUCAUCGCACUUGUUCAGGCCCGUGGCGAGGACCGGCGGAGUUAAUGUGGAUGUUAAUAUAACGGCGGCAGUGGAGACGACUUCUUCGUCCAACGAUCCGCCUACAUCACUGAGCCUGUCUCUACCCGGCGCCGACUCAUCUGAGGUGUCAAACCAUGCCCGAGAGUCAGCUCCAACAAAUAGCACGAACUCAAAUGCUAAUACUAAUAUAAGCCCUGUUAUUACCCCAACAGUCAAUCAAAGCGGAGGGAGUGGGGUUUUGGGUUUCAGUGCGGAAUUCAUGGCGGUGAUGCAAGAGAUGAUAAAGGUGGAGGUGAGGAACUACAUGCUGCAGUUGCAGCCGCAGAAGCAGGGUGGUGGGGUUGGCGGUGGUAUGUGUAUGCAGUUGGGUGGUGAUAGUGGGUUUAGGGAUGUUAUGACCAUGAACCGACUGGGCAUUAGUAAGAUCGAGUAGCAAUCUUGUUAAUGGUAGAGAGAGAGAGAGUAAACCGUUGCUCUGUUUUUUCCUUCUCUUCUUGUUUAGGGAAAAUAAAUUUUGGCGAGUGUACAGUUAAGAGCUGGUAAAGGGGAAGGGGAAGGGGAAGGAGGGAGAUGGUGUGGUUUCAUGGAAGGUGAAAGAAGCUUGGAACUUUACCUGUUUCUGGCCUUGUAAGCAGAAAGCAAAGAAAAUGCUAGAAAAAAAGAGAAGGAAAAAUGUUUUAAAAAAAUUGUGAAAUUUCAAUAUAAGUGUCUAAUCCUUUUUCUUCACAUCAAAAGUUUCCAAACCGAACUUUCUUCCUUAAUGUGAUUGUGUAGAAUUUAACAUGAAUUUUCACUGAGCUGAAAACAAGACCAGUUUCUGAUAUACAGAAAUAACUCUAUUGCUGACGCGGUUGGAGAUGGUGGUGGUUUUUCUUUUGCAUUUGUUUGAAGUUGGAACAAUAUGGAAUGCAAUCUUCUUCGGCAGCCUGCAGGGGAUAUGCUGAAUUCUCUGCUCUCUUGUCUUGUGUAAUUUUGAAUGAGACGUGGUGGGUCAUUACCAUAAAGACAGAAAAGAUAAGGGACUAGAAUUGGAAAUUUCAUACUAUUAGGUUUGGUUUCUUUCUUAUCAGUUAUUACUGGUCUAUAACGAGGUCAACAGAAAAUAUCUUGGAUGGAUGAAUGCAAUCCAAACCAACAAGUUUGAUAGGUGCAGGUGUUCUAGACCUAAAGAUCAAAUUAAAAAUAAACCUAACUCUUUAGACCUUAAUUGUUGAAGGUUGUUGGUCGGUGGUAAGUUAGGAUGAGAACACAUGGAUGGUUCGGACAGAAGUGGUUGGGACGGUAGUAAGAGCAGUUAACAGUUAGAAAAGAACAUUGAUUUUUUGUUUUACCCUAGGCCAAACCCGAUUCAGAUCUGUAUGAAUAAAGUGAUUUCGUUUUA
Rubroshorea leprosula is the source of this 1994-nucleotide messenger RNA. NCBI's taxonomy places the organism in Eukaryota, Viridiplantae, Streptophyta, Magnoliopsida, Malvales, Dipterocarpaceae. The record is from the annotation of a GenBank genome assembly.